GGGGGCGUGGUCCGUUUGAGCCGUGCAGAUAUUCAUGACUGCUCUACUACUCGAGGUUACUCGCUUGGAAUUUCUAGUCCGUGGAAGGAAAGCGUCGUUCGGCCCCUUCAGCGAGCCCUGCUACAGCUCAGAGUGGAGAGAAUAAGCUGACAGCCCGCAGACCGGCCGCGCCAUUAGCUCACGAGCGGAAAAGUCAACAAACACUACUGAGAGCCCUGGGAACCUUGUUGCAGCCUGCCGCGCCCCUGAGCAGCAGCCGAGCGAGCAGUGGCAGAAGACGCAGCGGGAAGGACGCGCCGAUCACCAGCCUGCACGCCGUUCCCGAGCCGACUAGAGCGCAAGUUGGCAUGAUACUUCUCCUCUUCCUCUGUCCUUUCCCCCUUCCUCCGUCCUCUCUCACCCUCCCACUACUCCUCCCUUCUCUCUUAUUCUCCCUCCCUCACCUCCCUCACCUCAGAGCUACCCAGCAGUGCUGAACGAUACCGGACCCUCUCCCUACCACAGUCCUAUGGAGGCACCAGGCAGUGUGAUUAGCACUGAACCUCCUCCUCCUAUCACCGCUACCAAUGGGUCCUUCUACACAAUCACGACGGCUGUGUUUGAGAAGCAGCCGCCGGACAACAUGCGAAAGAGUAACUUCUUCCACUUCGUGCUCCACCUGGCAGACGAGAACCAGGCGCCGAUCGAGGUAGAGAGAGGCAUCUUCAAAGAUUUCCACGACUUUUACGCCAAUGGUCAGGAGUAUAGGAAUGGAUUGGUCUACACUCUCAACUGCCUCUUCCGUGAUGGGACCCGAAAGGAGCAGGAGCUGUGUGUCAGACUUAUUGACUCUUCCACCAAACAACUGAUUCCGUACGAGGGAACUUGCAAAAAUCCAGAUUUCCGGCGAGUUCUUCUCACCCACGAACUGAUCUGCAGUCGUUGCCUGGAGCACCGUUCCUGCGGCAACAAGAACGACACGCCCUCUGAUCCCGUCAUUAUAGACAGAUUCCGCCUCAAGUUCUUUGUCAAGUGUAACCAGAACUGUCUGAAGAAUGCGGGGAACCCAAAGGACUCUCGGCGCCGGUUCCAAGUGGCUCUCUACACACACACCAACGGCACCAUCCCCAUCGGCUGCUCCGAGUCCAUGUUCGUUCACAACAACUCGAAGCACGGACGAAGACAGGCACCGUAUCGGGAGACGUUCGUUGGAGAUGGCAAGCCGUACAUCACCUCGGUGUACCCGACGGAGGGCUGGACGUCUGGGGGAACCAGAGUCUGCAUCGUGGGAAUGAACUUCUUCGAGGGUAUUGAGGUGGUGUUUGGGACGCUACAGGCUUCGGCCGAGGUCCUCAGUCCUAAUGCAAUAGCAGUGAAGACUCCAGUCAGCCCUCGACAUGGUGAGGUGGACAUCACGCUGGUCUUCAAGAACUCCCAAUUCUGCAUCAACAGUCCUGGGAAAUUCCUCUAUAUUGAUCCCGAUGAGGUGUCCUUCGACCACAACUUUGCUCGGUUAGAGAGACUACUGCGAAUGCCUGAAGACACUGAUGAGAUUCCUAAGGACAUACUGCUGAGGCGAGCAGCCGAUGCUCUGGAGGCAUUUUACUCCAUUCCCCGCACACAGCAGCACAUGACCCAGCCAAACCAUGGCUGUUUCCCAACGUACUACCCUCGGUCCCCGGCCAUUUUCACGCCACUUUUCACCCCCCAGUUCAAGAGUCCCGGGUUCCACCUCGUGUCCCCCAGCAAGGGGAUGUUUGGCGGGGACAUGGAACACAAGGAGGAGGGGGGCGGGGGAGGCAGUUACCCCAGUAACCCCGUCAGCCGAUGCAACAGCAACGAGGCCCUCUCCCAGCAACCAGGACAGCCUCAGCAAGUGGGCGGGGCCAUGGAGGGGACAUUUGUUUUCCCUCAAGUUCCGGCGCACGACUCGGGUCUCCAGCAGUCCAGUAUUCAGAAGCCGAAACCGAUUCCUCCGUCUUCGAUGACAGCUCCGAUGUACCCUAUGGCUGCCAUGCCUUACCUCCACUACCACAUGCAGCCUGCGAUGGGGUUCCCAAAGAUGGAGCCUGGGACGGUCCACCCGAACUAUCUGAACCAUGGAGGUGGAGGAGGAGGAGAAGAGGGUGGGAACAGGAAUAACAACAACAGCACUCACCAAGGACUGCAUCCACACCACAUGGGGGGACACCAUCCGGUGCAUUUUGCUCACCACGCGGUCCAUGGGUCUCAGUCUCAUGGCUACAUCAUGACUGGAGCUCCAAGUGUGUCACCUGGACCGAUAGCCGCAGCCACACCAGGCGCCCAGGCCUUCACCUUCAGCACAGCUGGAAUCACUAACCCCUCUCCCAGCAAGGUCCUCCGUGGGGGAGUCGCACUGCCGUCGCCCCAGUUCGGAACCUUUCUCUUCCCUCCCACUACCCCCACCGGUCUUAUUGCACCUAUCAGUCUACCUGAUCUGAAUGCUCCGACUGACUCCUCCCCUUCUGUGUCGUCAACGGCAACAAUGACAGGGGUCCCCACCCCUAACGACGGGACCAGCAGCGGGCAGCACAUGUCCGACGGCGGAAUUGACGCUCCCCCUCCGACCAAGAAGAGCAAGUCUCAGCAGCAGGGAAGCCCGAUUCUCCAGUAGAAAUGAACCACUGCCCAUGUUCUCAUUCAUCUACCCACCACUAUAAUUUAUAGUUUACUGCUAUUCACCCAUGACACCCAUAAGAUUUUUACCGUUUCCGUUUUGUUCGUUUGCAUGUGUGUGUGUGUGUGUCUAGGGUUUUGUAAAAAUUUUGUAACACGGCAGUAACUGCUUGCUGUCCUGGUUUAUAUUGUUUUAUAUACAGAGAGAAUUUUUAUCCCUCAUCUGAAACAUAAGUUAUUUUUGUAUCACUAUUAAUUUUUGCUGCACUA
Geodia barretti is the source of this 2886-nucleotide messenger RNA. NCBI's taxonomy places the organism in Eukaryota, Metazoa, Porifera, Demospongiae, Tetractinellida, Geodiidae. The record is from the annotation of a GenBank genome assembly.